AUUAUUCUCUUUCGACUGUUAUGAAUACGGUCUUAUGUGAGUUCCAAUUCCGUAACCUCUAUCGAAGUUCCAGUGCAACAAUAAGAAACAAAUCUAAACAAGCAAAUCGUCGGGAUCUGUGCUGAAAAACUGCCUUGAUGAUUCCAAAUUUGUGCGCUGACAUCAUCGUGUCGUCGUCAUUUAUCCGCGCUUACUUUUGCGUGCAGGGCAGGGGUGUGGCGUAAAACGAGCCGUGGCCAUCGUAAAAUCUGCAUUCGUUUUCAUAAAAGGUCAUGCCACGUUCGCUAAGAUCGGAUUGGCUGUCUCUGUUUAAGAUCUGACAGGAAUACGGAUGUGUCAGUUACGUGACAAUAGUAUAGGUAUAUAGUGCUUCAUUGCCGUUGUAUUACUCGUUUAUUUAAUUUAUUUAAUGUUUACGUUUUUCACGAAUUUCAACUCUUAAAUUAACAGUUGAUUGAUUGAACAAUUGAAAAAUUGUAGUCGAGCAGUGAUUGUUAUUUUAUGAGUAUGGUUCAGGAGUAUGGAGUUCCAAAAUCUUAUGUUUUAUUAUAUAAAGAUAAAUGUUUAAACAAAAUACGUUAUAAAAGUUGAUAAAUAGAGCAAAGUAAAAAGAUGGCUAAUAAAAUGAGAUAAGAUAUAGAGAGAAAUAAAUGUCCACGGGAAACAAAAAUACGUUACCAGAAGAGAGAGAAAAUCGUCGUGUAAAGCAAAUUGAGCGCAGCCGAGUAGAAAGAAGAGGUAGCUGAGAGUGUUUGUCGACGACAAAACGUAAUUGUUCUCUUUCGUUAAAAUAUGCCAGGGGUUACAGAGAUGUCGUUGGAUCACAUGUUUUGUUCCCGGUGCCGAGAAGGUUUCGUCGCGCAUGAGAAAAUUGUUAAUUCAAACGGUGAAUUGUGGCAUCCGCAAUGUUUUGUGUGCGCACAAUGCUUCCGACCGUUUCCAGAUGGGAUCUUCUACGAAUUUGAGGGAUACAAGUACUGCGAGCAUGACUUUCAUGUUCUGUUUGCACCAUGCUGUGGCAAGUGUGGCGAGUUCGUUAUUGGCCGCGUGAUUAAGGCAAUGAAUUCGAACUGGCAUCCGCAAUGCUUCCGCUGCGAAGAGUGUAAUGGUGAAUUAGCGGAUGCAGGUUUCAUCAAGUGCCAAGGCAGAGCCUUAUGCCACACGUGCAAUGCCAAUGUGAAAGCUGGUGUACUUGGAAAACAUAUAUGUCAUCAAUGCCACGGAGUAAUAGAUGACAAACCUUUACGAUUCCGCGGUGAACUGUAUCACCCAUACCACUUCAAUUGCACAACUUGCGGUGUGGAACUAAAUUCCGAAGCCAGAGAAGUCCGAUCUCGACCUGGUUAUGCUGCCAAUGAAAUGAACGAGCUAUAUUGUUUGCGGUGCCACGAUAAAAUGGGUAUUCCGAUUUGUGGCGCCUGCCGGCGUCCCAUCGAAGAACGCGUGGUAACGGCGCUCGGCAAGCAUUGGCAUGUGGAGCAUUUCGUAUGUGCUAAAUGCGAGAAGCCUUUCCUCGGUCAUCGCCAUUACGAGAAAAAAGGUCUCGCUUAUUGCGAGAUUCAUUAUCAUCAAUUGUUUGGGAAUCUCUGCUUUGUCUGUAAUCAGGUUAUCUCUGGAGAUGUCUUUACGGCGUUGAACAAAGCAUGGUGCGUCCAUCACUUUGCGUGCGCAUUCUGUGACCAGAAGAUGAAUCAGAAGACAAAAUUCUUCGAGUUUGAUCUAAAACCCGCGUGCAAGAAAUGUUAUGAUAAGUUUCCGCAAGAAUUGAAAAAGCGGAUGCGACGUAUGUACGAUCUGAAUCCUAAGAGGGUCCCACCAGCGUAAACACAACACUGGGCUCUUUUGUGUGACUCUUUCAAGAUUAAUCAAUAUUCAGUUGCGCUUAUAGUGCCUUAUCUGACAUAAAAAAAAGUAUUUUUAAUUUGUUGCAUUAUAAGCUACUUGUAGGAUCUACCAAAGCUACUCUUUUGUCAAUUGCAAGUUGACAUAAUCGCUAUAACUAUUUUUUAAUAUAACUUUAUGAUCGAAAAGCCGAAAAGCUAGUGGAAAUGUCUUUUCGGUUCAAAAUAUCUUCCAAAAUUUGACAUCUAUGAACGAUACGGGGAUAUAGUGCAAUAGUUCUGUAUACAUUUUGUAUAUGUCAGACAUAACAUUAAUUUACAUUUUAUAUAUAAACAUAUAAUCUGUGGCGCAACAAGCUAUGAUUUUUAUUAAAAAUUGUAUAAUAUAUAGGAUAUAUAUCAGUUUUUAAAUUUGCUACAUUACUGCCAAUUUACUUUAUAAGUUCUGGUAUCUAAAAAAAAAUAACAAUUUUUAUUAUAUAAAUAUAUGUAAUAACAAAUAUCUAUGUACAUGAAAUCGCAUAUAUAUAUAUAUAUAUUUUUUAAUUGUAUAUGUUAAGUGUAAUAUACUUUUAAUUAAGAUUUGAGUUUUCUCAAGAAGUUGGUAACAAAAUACAAGAUGAACAAUAGGAUGUGUCUAACAGAAAAAAAAUACGCAAUAAAAACAGCAUUUAAUGGAA
Molecule: messenger RNA, 2521 nt
Organism: Wasmannia auropunctata (little fire ant)
Lineage: Eukaryota; Metazoa; Arthropoda; Insecta; Hymenoptera; Formicidae
Gene: stck
Product: LIM and senescent cell antigen-like-containing domain protein 1
Exons: 9
Coding region: 793-1824 (343 amino acids)
Biological process (GO): positive regulation of integrin-mediated signaling pathway; cell-cell junction organization; cell-cell adhesion
Cellular component (GO): cell-cell junction; focal adhesion; cytoplasm
Source: RefSeq, a predicted model, not a curated record